Condylura cristata (star-nosed mole) is the source of this 1426-nucleotide messenger RNA. It is a transcript of the gene DDAH2, whose product is annotated as dimethylarginine dimethylaminohydrolase 2. Gene Ontology annotation, biological process: arginine metabolic process; positive regulation of nitric oxide biosynthetic process. Lineage: Eukaryota; Metazoa; Chordata; Mammalia; Eulipotyphla; Talpidae. The transcript is spliced from 7 exons. Gene Ontology annotation, molecular function: amino acid binding; dimethylargininase activity. The record is from RefSeq and is a predicted model, not a curated record. Bases 366 to 1223 code for a protein of 285 amino acids.
CUGACUCUCCCCAGCUGUUCCCUUCAGUUCCAUAACCUCUGUGGGUCCCUCGCCGCAGCACUUCGGGUCCUUACGGCCUCGAGCAGCUGAGGGUUAAGGGGGCGGAACCGCUGCAUUUUUGGGGAGUGAGCGCAUCCUAGCGGCUGCCAAGAGGGGCUCCCGGCAGGGACCUCGCGAAACCCCCGAGCUGGGGCAACAGGUGUUUUAGAGAUUAGGGAUUCUGAUCUUGUUCUUUGGACUCUCCCUGAAGAAACAGACCCUCGCGGGUGCUGGGUAGAGUGGGGUCGGCAGGAAAGGAAGACAGGUGAAGUAAAAAGAAAAACUAAGAAAUCAGCGCGGCUGGAGGGGACGAUUUUGUGAAUGGGAUGGGGACACCGGGGGAGGGGCUGGGCCGCUGCUCCCACGCCCUGAUCCGGGGGGUCCCGGAGAGCCUGGCGUCGGGAGAAGGUGCGGGAGCUGGCCUCCCGGCUCUGGACCUGGCCAAAGCUCAGAGGGAGCAUGGGGUGCUGGGAGGUAAACUGAGGCAGCGAUUAGGGCUGCAGCUGUUGGAACUGCCUCCUGAAGAGUCACUGCCGCUGGGACCCCUGCUCGGUGACACCGCCGUGAUCCAAGGGGACACAGCCCUAAUCACGCGGCCCUGGAGCCCCGCCCGCAGGCCGGAGGUUGAUGGAGUCCGAAAAGCCCUCCAGGACCUCGGGCUCCGAAUUGUGGAGAUGGCAGACGAGAACGCAACUCUGGAUGGCACUGAUGUUCUCUUCACUGGCCGGGAGUUUUUCGUAGGCCUCUCCAAAUGGACCAAUCACCGAGGAGCUGAGAUCGUGGCUGACACGUUCCGGGACUUCGCGGUCUCUACCGUGCCAGUCUCGAGCCCCUCCCACCUGCGGGGCCUCUGUGGCAUGGGGGGACCACGCACUGUAGUGGCUGGCAGUAGCGACGCUGCACAAAAGGCGGUCAGGGCAAUGGCAGUGUUGACAGAUCAUCCCUAUGCCUCGCUGACCAUCCCAGAUGAUGCAGCUGCUGACUGUCUCUUUCUGCGUCCAGGAUUGCCUGGUGUGCCCCCUUUCCUCCUGCACCGUGGAGGUGGGGACCUGCCCAACAGCCAGGAGGCAUUGCAGAAGCUCUCUGAUGUCACCCUGGUACCUGUGUCCUGCUCAGAACUGGAGAAGGCAGGUGCUGGGCUCAGCUCCCUCUGCUUGGUGCUCAGCACACGCCCCCACAGCUGAGGCCCUCACCUGGGGGUUACUGGCUUGCCAGGGAUAGGGCAGCAUGUGAGCAGAGGGGAAGAAGGGCUAGGUAGAGGAUGGUGAAUAGGUAAUAGUGGGGAGACAGCCCCAAGAUGGGAGGUGGGCAUAGUGUAGGAAAGAGGAUAGAGCCCACUGGGUGAGUCCUCUUCCCGAAAACUAAUAAAAUAGAACUGACCUUUUAG